CACAGCCUCAAACACACAGACCACUCACUACUCAAUCACUCUCACCUUUGACACCCUCCUCCUUGAGAACUUAUCCUCUCCUGCUCCGACCAACUGGAUCAGCAGUAGAAGUGAAAGAGUUGUGAGUACUAAGGUGGUUGAGGCCUGAGGGGAGCUGCUUUGUUUAAUGGGUCUUACUUCUUUGCAAGUUUGCAUGGAUUCAUCUGACUGGCUACAGGGCUCAAUUCACGAUGAUUCUGGAAUGAAUUCUUCGUCACCAUCAGGAGACAUGCUCGCAUGCUCAAGGCCGUUGAUAGAGAGGCGGCUGAGGCCACCCCAUGACCAGGCGCUCAAGUGCCCAAGGUGUGAGUCAACACACACAAAAUUCUGCUACUACAACAACUACAGCCUCUCUCAGCCGAGGUACUUUUGCAAGACCUGUAGAAGGUAUUGGACCAAAGGAGGCACCCUUAGGAACAUUCCUGUCGGCGGUGGCUGUAGAAAGAACAAGAAGGUUUCUGCUAAAAAAUCCAAUGAUCAACCCAUCAACCAAAACCAUCCAGGAUCAUCAUCUUCUCACAACCCUACUGAUCUUCAGCUUUCUUUUCCGGAGGCGCAACUUUCUCACCUUACUAAUAUGCUUGGCACACACGGCACGCUUGCAAACCCUAAUUUUAUGGACGCCAGGUAUCACGGUAUGCUGGAGAACCCUAGGCCUAUUGAUUUCAUGGAGAGUAAGUUGGAAGCUGUUGUUGGGAGUUCAAGGAAUUAUGAUUUUAUGGGGAAUGGUGAUCAUCACAUGGGUAUGGUUGGUGGGCUUGGAGAUCUGAGCGGUCAUGGUUUGGCACCAAAUUUUCAUAGUCUUUGCUCUCCUUUUGGAAUGUCGCUUGAUGGGAACAGUGGCAGUUUCAUGGACACUUGCCAAAGGCUUAUGCUACCAUAUGAUCAUCAUCAUCAUGAUGCAAAUGAUCAGGACCAUAACGCAAUGGAUGUGAAGCCAAACACCAAGCUCUUGUCCCUUGAUUGGCAAGACCAAGGUUGUUCUGAUGCUGGAAAGGACUCGCUUGUGUAUCUCAACGGUCUAGGAUCGUGGACCGGCAUGAUGAACGGUUACGGACCGUCUACAACAAAUCCAUUAGUCUAAGCUAGCUAAUCUGAUCAGAAGUUAUAUAUCCACGGUCAAAGAUCCACCAACCCAUUGCAUGUAUGCCUUUGAUGGAAAGGUUGUUUUUUUCGUGUUUCUUUCUAUGAAGGCGGUCUUCCAUGUCUAUUGACUUGGCAGGUAGUGUGAAUGAGAAGCAUGACGGUCCAAAAUCGACUGCCUGAGUGCCCUACUAUUGGCUUUUGUAAUUUUUAUUUUUUUAAUCUCUUUGUUAUAUUUGUUGUCUUGUGUGUAAGACAUUCAAAUCUCUAGGAUUUUGUUGUAAUACCGAGGAAGAUAUAGUAGUACUGCUUUUUCAGUUUAAAAAAUGCAUAA
Molecule: messenger RNA, 1456 nt
Organism: Alnus glutinosa
Lineage: Eukaryota; Viridiplantae; Streptophyta; Magnoliopsida; Fagales; Betulaceae
Product: dof zinc finger protein DOF5.6
Exons: 2
Coding region: 167-1123 (318 amino acids)
Biological process (GO): regulation of DNA-templated transcription
Molecular function (GO): DNA-binding transcription factor activity; DNA binding
Source: RefSeq, a predicted model, not a curated record